Racocetra fulgida is the source of this 605-nucleotide messenger RNA. NCBI's taxonomy places the organism in Eukaryota, Fungi, Glomeromycota, Glomeromycetes, Diversisporales, Gigasporaceae. The record is from the annotation of a GenBank genome assembly.
AUGACUAGUGGUCCUGCUGACGCUCGUUUUCUCACACCUGAGGAACGUAAAUUUGCUCUUGAUCGUUUAAGACCAGAAGGUGGUCCUGCCCCAGUAGAUCGUGCAACUGCCAAAAAACAGAUAAAACUUGCGUUCCAGGAUAUUAAAGUUUACAUUUUCCUAAUACUAUUAUUCCUUGCUUCAAUACCAUUCAAUGCUCUUAAUUUAUUCCUUCCAACUUUAGUUAAGCAACUUGGUUAUAGUAGUGUAAAUGCUCAAUUAAUGAGUGUACCACCACUUCUUGUUGCAACUCGCAAUAUAACUAUUGCAGCAAUAUUAACCCUUGCCAAUGCUGGAGGAAUUGUUGGAUCUUUAAUCUACCCAGAUACCGAUGCACGCUAUCAAUAUAUUAAGGGAAAUAUUGUAUGUUUGGCCGCCAUACUCUUACAAUGUCUUUUAACUAUUGGAUUGAAAAUUUAUUUGGAAAUCAUAAAUAAGCAACGUGAUUUGGCUACAUUAACUGCUAAAAAUUAUAAAAUUGAUAAUGAGUUAAUGAAAAAUAAAACGAAACUUAGUGAAGUGGCCAAGAAAUUGGUUGAAAAUGAACCAAGGUUUGAUGAGAUAUU